Molecule: messenger RNA, 522 nt
Organism: Aspergillus brunneoviolaceus CBS 621.78
Lineage: Eukaryota; Fungi; Ascomycota; Eurotiomycetes; Eurotiales; Aspergillaceae
Product: TBP family protein
Exons: 2
Coding region: 21-434 (137 amino acids)
Biological process (GO): DNA-templated transcription initiation
Molecular function (GO): RNA polymerase II general transcription initiation factor activity; DNA binding
Source: RefSeq, a predicted model, not a curated record
AGCGUUUCGCGGCCGUGAUCAUGCGUAUCCGAGAGCCGAAGACGACUGCUUUGAUCUUCGCCUCCGGCAAGAUGGUGGUAACUGGUGCCAAGUCGGAAGAUGAUUCCAAGCUGGCGUCCAGAAAAUACGCCCGUAUCAUUCAGAAGCUCGGCUUCAACGCCAAGUUCACGGAUUUCAAAAUCCAGAACAUUGUCGGUUCCUGCGACAUCAAGUUCCCGAUCCGCCUGGAGGGCUUGGCUAGUCGCCACCACAACUUCAGUUCUUACGAACCCGAAUUGUUCCCUGGUCUCAUCUAUCGCAUGAUGAAGCCCAAGAUCGUGCUCCUGAUUUUCGUCAGUGGCAAGAUUGUCCUCACCGGUGCUAAAGUCCGUGAGGAGAUCUAUCAGGCUUUCGAGCUGAUCUAUCCUGUGCUUUCGGAUUUCCGUAAAGUUUAAAAACGGCCUUUCGGCUCGAACCAGGAAGAUCACGCCGUCGCCAUUCUUCCACCUUUCACCGAUCUGUAUUAACAAAACUUUUUUUUUU